Molecule: messenger RNA, 792 nt
Organism: Lindgomyces ingoldianus
Lineage: Eukaryota; Fungi; Ascomycota; Dothideomycetes; Pleosporales; Lindgomycetaceae
Exons: 5
Coding region: 1-792 (263 amino acids)
Source: RefSeq, a predicted model, not a curated record
AUGUCUACCAUAUUCAGGCGAACACCAACGAUAACACCUCAGAUAACCCCCGAGUAUUUGAACUACAACGAAGGACCCAAGUUUGUUGCCAUUGUUGCGACGCUAGUUUCAGUAGCACUUCUCAUCUUUCUGCUACGAGUCUACACCCGAGCGAGAAUCCUCCACUUCUUUGGCUUCGAUGACUGGUUUAUGCUCAUCGCUGCGCUCUGUGCAUCUGGACUCUUAAUAAUAUUCAUUGCGCUCACACGGCUUGGUUUUGGAAAGCACACCUCAGCGAUCCCUCUCGAUGACCUAGGCAGAAUAAGUAAGUGGCUAUGGUGGUUUAGUCUGGUCUACAUUAUGGGUGUCAGCUUCGUCAAGCUAUCUAUCGCUUGCUGUCUCCUACGGAUUAUACAAAGGCCCAAUUAUCGAAGAUUCCUGUAUGGAAUGCUUGAAGUUCUUCUAGCAGUCCUGACCUUAGCGUGGUUUUUUACCUUUAUUUUCCAGUGCGUGCCUGUUGCUGCCGCUUGGCAUUCUUCUCUCCGACCUCCACAUAUUACCGAAGGGAAUGCGCGGUGUAUGUCCCAUACUACGUAUAGAGACCUUGGUCUUUUCAACAGCGCGAUCAAUAUUGCCACCGAUGUUAUUUUCGCAACGCUUCCAAUUCCCAUAAUUUGGAACCUCCGCGUCAAUUUACGCACCCGAAUCUCUUUGAUAGUCAUUCUCGGGCUCGGAUUUCUUGCUUGUGCUGCAUCUCUUGUAAGGAUGCUCAUGAUAUACCACAUUUGGGAACACCCUGAUCCAUUCGCGUAA